Babesia bovis T2Bo is the source of this 971-nucleotide messenger RNA. Its product is annotated as putative proteasome alpha 5 subunit. Gene Ontology annotation, biological process: proteasome-mediated ubiquitin-dependent protein catabolic process. The record is from RefSeq and is a predicted model, not a curated record. The transcript is spliced from 4 exons. Bases 12 to 764 code for a protein of 250 amino acids. Lineage: Eukaryota; Apicomplexa; Aconoidasida; Piroplasmida; Babesiidae. Gene Ontology annotation, cellular component: nucleus; proteasome core complex; proteasome core complex, alpha-subunit complex.
UCAUAUCAAAUAUGUUUACAGCUAGGAACGAAUAUGAUAGGGGUGUAAAUACCUUUUCUCCCGAGGGGAGAAUCUUUCAGGUGGAAUAUGCCCUAGGGGCCAUUAAACUUGGAAGUACAGCACUUGCAAUCGCAACUAAAGAAGGCGUCAUUUUUGCGUCUGAACACCGUGUAAAUUCACCGCUAAUGGAAUCGGUUUCAUUGGAAAAAAUAAUGGAAAUCGACACUCACAUCGGAUGCACAAUGAGUGGUCUAAUUGCAGACGCUCGCACGCUAAUUGACCAUGGCCGCUUGGAGUGUGCAAACCAUAGAUUUGUAUACAAUGAACCUUUGGCUAUAAGGUCCUGUGUUGAGUCAAUAGCGGAUAUGGCUCUCGACUUCUCAGAUAUAUUUGAUACAAGAAAAAAGAAAACCAUGAGUAGACCUUUUGGUGUUGCGCUACUGGUAGGCGGAAUCGACAUAGAUGGCCCCUCUAUUUGGUGUGUCGACCCCUCUGGGACCAGUAUCAAAUAUAAAGCAUCGGCAAUAGGUUCUGCUCAGGAAGGUGCGGAAUCCGUACUACAAGAAAGAUAUAGAGAUGAUAUGAGUUUCAGAGAUGCCGAGCUGCUUGUACUGGAAGUACUCCGCCAGGUUAUGAAAGAUCAGAUGACGACUAAAAACAUUGAAAUGGCUCGCAUAAAAAUUCAUGACAGACAAUUCAGGGAAUAUACAGAGGAUGAAAUUGGUGAAAUUAUUCAAGAUUUACCACAAAUGGAGAAUAUGUAAUCCUAAUAAUAGUACAAUGAGACACAAAUGAGACACGAUUAAUGUGCCGAGCCAAACAUACCGUAUCACAUAAUAAAAUGGGCUGCUGUAUUAGUAGGGCGCCAAAAUUAAAUAAAGGCGAAUCUCUUUCAGUGGCGGCAAAGGAUAAUUAUAGCGUAAAACCGUAAGUUUUUUCUGGGUUUUCAGGGAUAUGGCCGUUCACCACAC